This is a messenger RNA of Dendroctonus ponderosae (mountain pine beetle), 1543 nucleotides long. RefSeq names its product phosphoserine aminotransferase. Gene Ontology annotation, biological process: L-serine biosynthetic process. Gene Ontology annotation, molecular function: O-phospho-L-serine:2-oxoglutarate transaminase activity; pyridoxal phosphate binding. The record is from RefSeq and is a predicted model, not a curated record. Gene Ontology annotation, cellular component: cytoplasm. NCBI's taxonomy places the organism in Eukaryota, Metazoa, Arthropoda, Insecta, Coleoptera, Curculionidae. The transcript has 8 exons. Bases 297 to 1403 code for a protein of 368 amino acids.
CAAGCAGUAGAUGGCAAACACGAUUUUGCUAUUAAAUUUAGAAGAGCAGCAAAAUUAAUUUGGCCCGCAGUGUAUAAUGCUUAGUGCACAAUGCUAUUUCUGAAAUGGGAAGCGCGGUUUUGGGGCUUAUAUCUAAUCUUCGGAAAUGUAAAUAAUACAGUGUCUUUCGCUGAUUAACUCUGCCGUGAGAAAUUGUCGAGUGGCAAAGCUGCAACAACCUUACCAGUCUUACCAGAGUGGAAUAAGUGAAAAAGAUCUGACCUGGCUUCCUUCCAAGUAUAGCUUGCGGCCAAAUUAUGAGCUCUAAACAACCCGCAAUAAAUUUUGGCGCUGGCCCUGGAAAAAUACCGAAUGAGGUCUUGAGGGCAGCUCAGGAAGAAUUUCUGUCCUACCAGAAUAUGGGAUUCAGUGUAACUGAACUGAGUCAUCGAUCACAAGCUUAUGCAGAAAUCAAUGGCAAUGCUGAGAGUAAUCUACGAAAAUUACUAAAUGUUCCUGUAAAUUACAACAUUUUAUUCGUUCAUGGGGGUGGACAAGGGCUGUUUUCGGCAGUUGCAAUGAAUCUAUUGAAACCGACUGGUACUGCCGAUUACGCGGUUGCAGGAAUUUGGUCUCACAUCGCCGCAACUGAAGCAAAAAAAUACGGCACUAUCAACUAUGUUUUUCCCAAGCCAUCAUCUUCCGGUAUUAUUCCAGACGAGGCAAGUUGGAGUCUUAAUCCCGACGCUUCAUAUGUUUACUACUGCGAUAAUGAAACGAUUCAAGGCAUAGAAUAUCCGUUUGUUCCUGAUACCAAAGGAGUUCCAUUGGUCGUGGACAUGUCCUCCAGCAUCAUGACCAAAAAAAUCGAUGUUUCCAGGUUCGGGGUAAUCAUAGCAGCAGUUCAGAAAAACCUUGGAACUGCAGGACUGGGUAUAGUCAUCAUCCGGGAAGACCUAUUAGGGCGCGCAAUGGACAUAUGCCCUUCCAUCCUCAACUUUGAGCUUCUCUCAAAUUAUGCCUCUAUUUUAAAUACUCCUCCAGUAUUUGCGGUGUAUCUCUUCGGCAAAGUUCUGGAAUGGGUAAAAUCCCAUGGCGGUUUGGAAGCGAUGGAAGAACAAUCCAAGAGGAAAAGCGAAUUGCUUUAUACCACGAUUGACGGUUCAAGCGGUUUUUACCAGAACUCAGUGCCUGUGCGGAACCGCAGCAAGACGAAUGUGCCCAUCCGCAUAAAGAAUGGCGAUGAAGGGUUAGAGGAGGAAUUUUUAAGAGAAGCUGAAGAAAAGGGCAUGUACCAGCUGAAAGGCCACAGUUUGGUUGGAGGAAUCAGAGUGUCUCUAUAUAAUGCCGUUUCAUACGAAGAUCUGCUCAUAUUGAUUGAUUUUAUGAAGGAAUUUCUAAAAAAUCACUCGGAAACUGGCUAGAAAAUUAUAGAACAUUUAAAAAUGUUCACAGUUUGGGACAGUUGAAACAUUUUUCGGUUUGUAUCGAUGUUUUUUUUUGAGCUCCUAAUGUGAAUGUGUGAAUGAACAUUAAUAAAAAAAAUUGCGCUUCACACCCCAAA